UAUAGAGAUUAAUUUCUUCAAUAUACAAUUCUGGCAUAUUUAUAAUAGUUAAAAAUAUUAAUUUGUAAAUCUUCGAAUGUGGUAGCGGCACAUUAUUUCACUACGCACAAAAUAAAUUUUUGAAAUAUUUAUGAAAAGCUCAAAUUAAUGUUUUUAAUAUAUUCUGAUAUACACAAUUACGACUAAAUAAGCAUGGCCACAGAAGUUGCAAAUGCAGUGUCGAAUGGGAUUUCUUCCGAAGUCAAAUCACCAGUUCAACUGAAAUACUCUAAGGAUAAAAAAGUGGGGGAAGGUACUUAUGCCGUCGUUUACCUUGGGAAUCAAAUAUCAACCAAACGGAAAAUAGCCAUUAAAGAGAUCAAAACUGGAUUAUUCAAAGAUGGAUUGGAUAUGUCUGCCAUCCGAGAAGUCAAAUACUUACAAGAAUUAAAACAUCCCAAUGUCAUUGAAUUGAUUGAUGUGUUUUCCACCAGUAAUAAUUUAAACUUAGUAUUGGAAUUCUUGCCGUGUGAUUUAGAAGUCCUUAUUAAAGAUACAUCUAUUGUGUUCAAAUCAUCUGAUAUUAAAUCAUGGUUACUUAUGACAUUAAGAGGAGUUCAUCAUUGUCACCGAAAUUUCAUCUUACAUCGAGAUUUAAAACCUAAUAAUCUAUUAUUAGCUCCUGAUGGACAAUUAAAAAUUGCUGAUUUUGGGUUAGCUAGAUCAUUAGGAAAUCCAAAUGAAGAAUUAUCAUCAAAUGUGGUUACAAGAUGGUAUAGAGCUCCUGAAUUAUUAUUCGGAGCUAAGCAUUAUACAGUUGCAGUUGAUAUAUGGUCAGUAGGGAUUAUAUUUGCUGAAUUAAUGUUACGAACUCCAUAUUUACCAGGUAAAGAUGAUAUUGAUCAAUUAGACGUUACAUUCCGAGCCUUAGGUACUCCAACUGAUCAAAUAUGGCCAAAUGUAAGUAAUUUACCUCAAUAUAAUGCCUUGAAAAUAUAUCCACCACCUUCAAGACAAGAAUUAAGAAAUCGAUUUAGUGCUGCUACUGAUAAUGCCUUAGAUUUAUUAAUUUUAAUGACUCAAAUGGAUCCAAGUCGAAGAUGUGAUCUGACUCAAGCUUUAUUACAUGAAUUUUUCACAGAAGCUCCAAGAGCUACUGAUCCUAAAGAUUUACCAAAGAAGAAAGAAAAGAAACCAGUUAAUGAAGGUAAUGAUAAUUCUAAUGCAAAGAGAAGAAAGGUAUAAUAUAGAUAGAAUAUAAUAGUUUUAAUGCAUGAUGAU
Scheffersomyces coipomensis is the source of this 1260-nucleotide messenger RNA. Its product is annotated as TFIIH complex serine/threonine-protein kinase subunit. Gene Ontology annotation, molecular function: RNA polymerase II CTD heptapeptide repeat kinase activity; cyclin-dependent protein serine/threonine kinase activity; ATP binding. The record is from RefSeq and is a predicted model, not a curated record. Bases 193 to 1224 code for a protein of 343 amino acids. Lineage: Eukaryota; Fungi; Ascomycota; Pichiomycetes; Serinales; Debaryomycetaceae. Gene Ontology annotation, biological process: positive regulation of transcription by RNA polymerase II; protein phosphorylation. Gene Ontology annotation, cellular component: transcription factor TFIIH holo complex; transcription factor TFIIK complex; nucleus. The transcript has a single exon.